This is a messenger RNA of Adineta steineri, 1418 nucleotides long. The record is from the annotation of a GenBank genome assembly. Lineage: Eukaryota; Metazoa; Rotifera; Eurotatoria; Adinetida; Adinetidae.
AUGUCAAAUGUUGUAUUGCACACUUGUCGACUAUGGAAUAUGUAUGGUCCUGCUGAAACUACAAUUGAUUGCACGUUUCAUCUUUUUGAUAACACAACGGAAACUGAAAGUUUUUCAAUAGGCCGACCGCUUUCAAAGUAUCAGAAUCUAGUUUUAGAUCAAUUCUCACAAAGUGUGUUUAUGUAUCAAGAAGGAGAAUUGUUUGUGGGAGGAAUAGGUGUUUUUGCUGGUUAUCUUGGCCGUGAUGAUUUAACUGCACAAGCUCUUGUUGAAAUAGAUGACGAACUAUACUAUCGAACAGGUGAUCUUGUGAGAAUGGAUAACAAUGGUCUUCUUCAUUAUCAAGGAAGACAAGAUCAUCAAAUCAAACUACAUGGACAGAGAAUUGAACUUGGUGAAAUCGAACGAUGUUUACUUAACAUUACAUCCAUCUCUGCUUGUGUUGUCAUGAAAUGGAAUGAUGAUUAUUUAGUCGCAUAUGUUCAGAGUUCUGAUAUUAACGAACAGAAAUUGCGGGAACAUUGUCAAUCUCAUCUUCCACAACAUAUGAUUCCAUCCAUAUUCAUUAUUCUUGACAAAUUCCCAUUGAAUGCAAAUGGAAAAGUAGAUCGAAAACAACUUCCUUCACCUGACUUUUCUUCAUCAACUUUGUUAUCAUCCGAUAAAUCUGAUACUCCUCUUAAUCAGUUCGAAGAACGUAUACACACUAUUUGGUGUGAAGUUCUUCAUUCUAAUGAAAAUCACAUUUCUAGAACUACCAGCUUCUUUAGCGUUGGUGGACAUUCACUUUUACUUAUUCAACUUUAUCAUCGUUAUCAAUCAAUAUUUUCUUUUACUAAUAAAUUACUUCCUAUUGCAUUAUUCCUUCAAAAGACGACAAUUAUUGAACAUGCUAAAUUGCUUGAAUCAAUCAAAUCAACUGAUGUAGUAAUAGAAGAAACAUGGCAAUCACUUCAUUUAAUAAAAGGUAUUGCAUCAUUUGCACAAGAACGUAUCUUUCUUGAUCAACAAGUACGUUUUAUGAAUAAUGCAUCUGUUUACAAUGAAUUAAUGGUAUUAAAACUUAUAAAUGAUACAUUAUCAAAGAGUCGUCUACAACGAGCUAUUCAGUCAGUAUUAGAAAAACAUCAAAUUCUUCGUACUUGUCUUAUUCUUGACACUAAUGCUGGUACACUAACACAAUGUGUCACACAAAAUCAUUUAAUAUUUAUGUUUAAUACUGAAAAAACAUUUAAGAAUGAUGAUGAACUUAAUUCAAUCAUUUUUCAAAUAAAAACAAAUCCAAAUCUAUUUAAUUUAUUUAGUGGCCAUGUUUUCUGUUGUGAAAUUCUUCGACAAAAUUCAUCUAUUCAAAAUGAUGAUCUACUUCAGGAAUCAGAUAUACUUGUAUUUGCUUUUCAUCAUGUAGCAUAUGAUCG